CCGUGACAACUAGCACCGGAGCUUCAGGAAAAACGUCAGUAAACUUUGUGGAUAGCUUUAGUCGGCAGUUCCUUCACAAAACAAACAUUAUGGAUACCGGAAAGCGCAGCUUCAGCUCGUUUGUCUGUGGAAAAGUUUGAGAGUCUUCACACACCGAAGUUUUGGAUUUUUUCUUUUGGACUUCCUCUGCUGGACUGUUCUGGCUGUUCGUUCUGGGGGAAACUUAGUUACAAGCUCAAGAAUGGAUUGCCAGUCGUGUCUCUGAGCCGUGCUCCAGAGCGGAGCACUGAGGAUCCACUGUUACACAGAGCCGCCUUCACUGAGCCCGGUCAAGAAGAACGAUCAGGAUGGACACGCACUCGAACUGCCCUAACGUCAGUAUCCCCUGCUACAAUGAGCAGAGAGACAAGAAAAAACGUUAUACUGUUUACAAAGUGAUGGUCAGAGUUGGAAGAUAUGAGUGGUUUGUCUUCAGGAGAUAUACAGAAUUUGAUAAACUGUAUAAUACAUUGAGAAAACAGUUUCCUGGAUUGAAUUUGAAGAUACCUGCCAAGAGAAUAUUUGGUGACAACUUCGACCCAGAGUUUAUAAAGCAGAGGAGAACGGGGUUACACGAGUUCAUUCAGAAAAUCGUGACCCAUCCACAGCUCAGCAAUCACCCUGAUGUUCGAGACUUUCUCCAAAUGGACAAAACCCAGAAUGUCUCAGAUGCUUCAGAGGAUGAAGAUGAGAAGAACAAUUCUACCUCCAGAAAUAUUAACCUGGGACCAUCUGCAAACCCUCAGGCAAAACCCACUGACUUCGACUUCCUGAAAGUCAUCGGUAAAGGGAGCUUCGGAAAGGUUCUCCUCGCAAAGAGGAAACGAGACGGGAAGUGUUAUGCAAUCAAAGUCCUUCAGAAAAAAGUCAUUUUAAAAAGGAGGGAGCAAAAACACAUCAUGGCUGAGCGCAAUGUGCUGCUAAAAAACGUGAAGCACCCUUUUCUAGUCGGAUUGCACUAUUCCUUCCAGACAACAGAUAAGUUGUACUUUGUCCUGGAUUUCGUCAAUGGUGGAGAACUUUUCUUUCACCUUCAAAAAGAGCGAACCUUUCCCGAGUCCAGGGCGAGGUUCUAUAUCGCUGAGAUGGCGAGCGCACUGGGAUAUUUACACUCCCUCAACAUUGUUUACAGGGAUUUGAAACCAGAAAACAUCCUGUUGGACUUCCAAGGACAUAUAGUCUUGACAGAUUUUGGACUGUGCAAAGAAGGGAUCUCUCAAGCAGACACGACCACCACAUUUUGCGGAACACCUGAGUAUCUGGCUCCAGAGGUCUUGAGAAAGCAGCCCUACGACAACACUGUUGAUUGGUGGUGUCUCGGUUCUGUAUUAUACGAGAUGCUCUAUGGCCUGCCUCCGUUCUACAGUAGGGACACGCAUGAAAUGUAUGAUAACAUCCUGCACAAGGAGCUGCCGAUGCGCCCCGGGGCGUCCACGACUGCCUGGUCCAUUUUACAGGCUCUUCUGGAGAAAGACAACACCAGGAGGCUGGGAUACAAAGAUGACUUUAAUGAAGUUAAAAGUCAUGUGUUUUUUGCCUCCAUUAACUGGGACGACCUUGUGGAGAAAAGGAUCCCACCUCCAUUUAAUCCCAGUGUGGAGUCCCAGUAUGACAUCUCAAAUUUUGACCCCGAGUUCACAGAAGAAACUGUACCCAACUCUGUGUGCAUCAGCAAGGAUAACUCCAUCGUCAACGCUAGCGUCAUGGAGGCUGACGAUGCUUUUCUGGGCUUUUCCUAUGCGCCACCUUCAGACGACUCCUUCCUGUAAAAUAUCUUCAGAACUGACCUAUUUUAUGCUACCAGAAAUGGUUUAGGUGUGCUCCUUCAUUCAGAAAGCAAAGAAAAUGCAAAGACCAAACCAAGGCUUUUACAGAAGGACAGACAUCUUGUGAUGCAGGGUUUUUCAACUUUUUUUUUUUUUUUUUUUUUAA
This is a messenger RNA of Hemibagrus wyckioides, 1971 nucleotides long. RefSeq names its product serum/glucocorticoid regulated kinase family member 3 (gene sgk3). Bases 348 to 1808 code for a protein of 486 amino acids. NCBI's taxonomy places the organism in Eukaryota, Metazoa, Chordata, Actinopteri, Siluriformes, Bagridae. The transcript is spliced from 17 exons. Gene Ontology annotation, biological process: protein phosphorylation. Gene Ontology annotation, molecular function: ATP binding; protein serine/threonine kinase activity; phosphatidylinositol binding. The record is from RefSeq and is a predicted model, not a curated record.